AUGGUAAGAAUCGUUGAAAGAAAGAAAUGCUUAUUAUUAGCAAUACCAAUGAUAUUAGGAGCUAUGAUAAAUCCAAUGAUAAAUUAUACUUCAUCAAUAGUGCAAACAGACAUACCCGUGGCGACAUAUCAGCCUAUGAAAUUUCCAGAUGUUUAUAUGGCUAAAAACAAUGAAGACUCUUAUUCAAACCACACAUUGGCCUAUUCAAGUUAUAAAGAUAAAUAUGAAGACAAAAAUACUUUUAUACCUAUAGACUCAGUAGAAAAUGAUAUGUCUAACAGUAACUCCUAUGUUAUUUAUAACACUAUAUUAGACGAAUACCUGCAAUAUGGCAAUGUAUAUGCGCAUUUAGAGAGUAUGAAUAAGCAUGAGGUAUAUAAGAGACUAUUAGAUAGUUUGCAAGAAGAUUUUUUUGGCCCAGAUACUAUUUAUGGAAAUAGUAUAAACAAUGAAAAUAGCAAAAAAGUGCUAUCACACUUACUACUAAGCAACUUGUCACCAAUAGAAUCGAUGGCGAUAAAGAAGAUAAUGUCUGGUGGUCCAGAAAAUCUGUAUAAUCCCAUUGAAUAUAACAAGUCUACUUUCUCUUCUGGUGCAAACAGUUCAAUUUUUAAUAAUAUUAUAACAAGAGAGGUACAAACAAGAAGUAUACUAAGUGAAUUUGACAGUUCUCUUCUAGAGGUUUUUAAUGAAUUAUUUGCUAUUAACAGCAGAUUUGUUGUAGAUAGAGGUACUAUAGAGACAAUUAAUAAAUACGCCUCUGCUGUGCGCACAACAUAUGCAUAUUUGUCAAAACAACUACUGCUGGCACUGGAUAGUUGUAAAACCCAAAAUGUUUAUUCGGCAGAAUCAUUGCAGAAAAUAAUGUUGUUUUCUAUAGAAUACUUAAGCGAUUUUGGGGAGAAUAUCACAGAUUCGGGCAUUUCAUCUGACGAUGAUUUACAUUUAACUAUUUCAGAUUAUGUAUUUAAGAAUAUUCAAGAGUUUUCCAAAGACAUAAAUAAUGCAUAUUACUUUCAGGCCACAGUAAUUAACACAAUACUGCAAAUAAAAGAACUGCUCCCAUUUAUAGCUUCUUCUAUGGAUGUCUUGAAGUUAACCGAAAAAACCAAAGACCAAAUAGCAACAAUUGAGUAUGCAGAAAAAUCUAUACAGGAAGGCCUUAACAAAGCAUUUGAUGAGUUGUUUCUAUUUAAUCCUUACUUCUUUGAUGUAAAAUAUGUAGAGCGAAUAAAUAUAUACCUGCAGACAAGCAUAAACAAGCUUUUGUUUGGAAUAAAUAUAAUAUCCGUUUUGUUACAAAAAAAUAUUGAAACUUUAGAAGUGUGUCUGAAUGAAAUAUUAGACAAAGCAGAUGCAUACUCAGCGGAUAAUAAAAUAGAGCUAAAUAUGCUGAAUUAUUCAGAUAAAAAAUUCAUACAGGAAAUACGAAGAAGCUCCCGUAUUAUAAAUAGAAUAGAAGAACAAAUUAAUGGGCUAAAAGAAUCUUUACUUAAUUCCCAGGACAGUAAAACUAUCUCCAGCCUUAUAUUCAAACAGGAGGAAGACAUGGAUGAGUGGAUAGACAUAUUGUACUGCAAAUAUAAAACAUGUAUAGACGAGGAUGCUGAUGAGUAUGAAGACGAAUUUAGAAGUGGCAUAGAAUUCUCUAAAACAUCGAAUAACUCUUCUAAAGUUAAAAUAGGUUCUAAUGAAGCUAGAAGUGAUUUUGUAUCUAAGAGCCAAAGGUUUUAUUUAAAGUAUUUAAAGCCUAUUUUAUAUAUUCCUAUAAGCAUAAUUAUAUAUAUACACGCAGAAAUUAUUCAGUAAUAAAAGUACCUGCAUAUAAAGAUACCUGCCUUGGCCCUAAUAAAUACAUAUUUAACACUAGAAAAAUAGGUUGUACUAGAAACAUCAUAUAUCUUGAAAUCAAUUUUAAAAUGUCUAACCAG
Molecule: messenger RNA, 1931 nt
Organism: Nematocida parisii ERTm1
Lineage: Eukaryota; Fungi; Microsporidia
Exons: 1
Coding region: 1-1809 (602 amino acids)
Source: RefSeq, a predicted model, not a curated record